Messenger RNA from Drosophila teissieri, 2497 nucleotides. RefSeq names its product segmentation protein paired (gene prd). Lineage: Eukaryota; Metazoa; Arthropoda; Insecta; Diptera; Drosophilidae. Gene Ontology annotation, biological process: anatomical structure development; regulation of transcription by RNA polymerase II. Gene Ontology annotation, molecular function: DNA-binding transcription factor activity, RNA polymerase II-specific; RNA polymerase II cis-regulatory region sequence-specific DNA binding. The transcript is spliced from 2 exons. The coding region runs from base 330 to 2174 and encodes 614 amino acids. The record is from RefSeq and is a predicted model, not a curated record.
ACGAUCUCGUCCGGCGUUCGGAUGGUGAAGUCAGUCAGGCACAGACAGCGCAACGAGCCACACCGCAUCUCGUCCUCGUUCUCGUCUUCGCCAUCGCCUUCGCCUCCGUUUCAUCUUUCUUAUCGAGAUUGCGAACUUAGAUACACAGAUAUUCGAACUGCAACUAAUCGGUUAAUCAGCAAACUAGCAACGCUUACUUAUGACUUUGACAAAGUGCGCAGCCAUUGCCCAGAACUAAAGUGAUAAUCAAGUGAUAUACGAACUUCAAGACUGAGUUAACGCCGGUUUUGCGCCGGGACAGCUUUACGCAUCUUGGAGCUCCAGAAACUAUGACCGUAACCGCCUUUGCUGCCGCAAUGCACAGACCCUUCUUCAAUGGAUAUUCUACCAUGCAAGACAUGAACAGCGGCCAGGGGCGCGUCAAUCAACUAGGUGGAGUUUUCAUCAACGGUCGUCCUUUGCCCAACAACAUCCGUCUCAAGAUCGUCGAGAUGGCCGCCGAUGGCAUUCGGCCCUGUGUGAUCUCCAGACAGCUGCGCGUGUCCCACGGAUGCGUAUCGAAGAUCCUGAAUCGCUAUCAGGAGACUGGCUCCAUCAGACCAGGAGUGAUCGGUGGCUCCAAGCCGAGGAUUGCCACGCCCGAGAUCGAGAACCGCAUUGAGGAGUACAAGCGCAGCAGCCCGGGCAUGUUCUCGUGGGAGAUCAGGGAGAAGCUGAUCCGCGAGGGAGUCUGCGACAGGAGCACAGCACCCUCUGUCUCCGCCAUAUCGCGCCUGGUGCGUGGCCGAGAUGCUCCACUGGACACCGAUUUGUCCUCUGCCUCCGGAUCUCCGGGGGGUGAUGGCACCAAGGCGUCCAGCUCCUGCGGCUCGGAUGUCUCCGGCGGCCAUCACAACAACGGCAAGCCCUCCGACGAGGACAUCUCCGACUGUGAAAGUGAGCCGGGCAUCGCCCUGAAGCGCAAGCAACGCCGCUGCCGGACCACCUUCUCCGCCUCCCAGUUGGACGAACUGGAGCGCGCCUUCGAGCGCACCCAGUAUCCCGAUAUCUACACCCGUGAGGAGCUGGCCCAGCGCACCAAUCUCACGGAGGCACGCAUCCAGGUGUGGUUCAGCAAUCGGCGUGCUCGUCUCCGCAAGCAGCACACCUCGGUCUCCGGCGGAGCUGCCGGUGGAGCAGCUGCCUCAGUGAGCCAUGUGGCCACAUCCAGCUCCCUGCCCAGCGUGGUAUCAAGCGUGCCCAGCAUGGCUCCGCUGGCCAUGAUGCCGGGCUCCCUGGAUCCAGCCACCGUGUACCAGCAGCAGUACGAUUUCUACGGCAGCCACGCCAACAUUUCCGUAUCCGCCGCAGCUCCCAUGGCCAGCAGCAACCUGUCGCCCGGAAUCACCACCACUCCACCGCACCACCAUCAGUUCUACAAUCCCAGCGCUAACACAGCCAGCUACAUAAUGCCGGGGGAGAAUGGCAACACCACACCCACCGGAAACAUCAUCGUCUCCAGCUAUGAGACGCAGUUGGGUUCCGUAUACGGCACCGAAACGGAAGCCCACCAAACUAUGCCACGUAACGAGAGCCCCAACGAGUCCGUGUCCUCCGCCUUCGGCCAGCUGCCACCCACGCCCAACAGCCUGUCCGCCGUGGUGAGUGGAGCUGGAGUGACCUCCAGUGGGGCCAACUCGGGAGCCGAUGCCUCGCAGUCGCUGGCCAAUGCCAGUGCUGGAAGUGAGGAGCUUUCGGCUGCCCUGAAGGUGGAAUCGCUGGACCUGGUCGCGGCCAGUCAGUCGCAGUUGUACGGCGGAUGGAGCUCCAUGCAUGCACUGCGCCCCAAUGCGCCCCUUUCGCCGGAGGACUCGCUGAACUCCACCAGUUCGACCAGCCAGGCUCUGGAUGUCACCUCCCACCAGAUGUUCCAUCCGUAUCAGCACACGCCGCAGUACGCCUCCUAUCCCGCACCCGGCCACGCCCACUCGCAUCACGGACAUCCCCAUGCGCCGCAUCCGCACGCACAUCCGCAUCCGCAUGCGCAGUACGCGGGCGCACAUCCGCACUAUCCGCCGCCCAGUUCGUCGGCGCACUUCAUGCCGCAGAACUUCAAUGCCGCCGCCUUCCCUUCGCCCUCGAAGGUCAACUACACAACGAUGCCGCCACAGCCGUUCUACCCCACCUGGUACUAGAAUCGGAGAUCCUCCUACGGAUCCUCCACCUCCUCCUCCAGGAGAAGGAGCAGGAGCAGGUGUCACCAGAUCCCUGGUGACAAGUCGCCAAAGAUGUACAUAUAGAGCAGGGGACGAAAAUAAAAAUAACAUUAUAUUUGUGUGGAGCAGUACAGACAUUUUCCGUUUGGGAAAACCGCUGACAGACUCGCUCCCACACAACAUAGUUCCAAUUCGUAGACCUAAGCCUAGGAAAUAGCACCAAGUUAAGAUUAGAGUUUAAGAUGAGUAGCCUAAGUAGCAAGUGCCUUUAAAUAAAACUAUCUAUGCUAAUUUACACCGUA